UGUGAAUUUUUAGUGAUUUUUAUUAAUAUAUGUAUAUAACAUUCAUCAAAAUCUAAGCCAGGUUUGAUGAUCAAAAACGAGAAGGAUCAAACAGUACUUACCCAGCUGCUGCCUGGAAACCUUAUCAACCUCUUCUUCUUUAUCAUCUUCUUCAUUCUUAUAACACUUUCCCAACUACCACCAUUGGCGUACAAACUGGAUAGAAGCAAUCCAUUCCUGAGUUAUCUAAUUCCUGGUAAUACCCGUUUCGAGCACAAGCCCCAAACAUGACAACACAUCUACUAAUAUCUCUCUUAGGCAUUUCAUCGAACACCUUCCCAGCAUCUGUAACACUCCCACAUUCCACGAGCUUAGCUGCAAUUCACGUCAAGGGAGAGGUACCAGAUGUCACGAGAUGAGCAUGAAGCUUUCUUCCUUGGCAGAGAAUUCGAUUCAGCAUAAGAACCGAUUGACACUAACCGAAAAGAACACGGACUAUUGGAGAGUGUGUGGAGAAAUCAAAGCUUUGAAAUGCUGCGGUUAACGGUACGAACCGGAAUAAAUGCCACGGUUAAGAAUAAACCGGAAGUCUGAGGAGCGGUUAAUAGAAUUUGUCGUUUAUGAUUCAAAUUCGAUUUUAUGGUAGUUUGCUUAUAUGGUUUGUUUCAUUUAAUCUUAGUUGAAUUUGUAGAAUAUUAUUCUAAUAUUAUUGAAUUGUAUAAAUUGAGUGUUUUUCAAAAAAAAUUGUUGUUUUUGAUACAAAAGGCUAUGCUAAAAAAAAUAGUGAUUAGUAUUCUAUAAAUAGGCAUCUAUGGCUCCACAUAUCUCAACACUUUCUCAUUCUCUACAAUCACACUACCAAAACUCAGAGCGUUAACGUAUAUAAUGGCAAACGGCGGCGAUCACCCGACGGUUCCUCCUCGUCUACGUGGAAACCCCACCGCCAAUCCUCCUCCUCCUCGUCGACGCUUCACCCCACCAAGAAGAAGAGUCGAUCUCACCGAAGAGAAUCAAUCUUUACUCAACUCAUUUCGCUCCUCCGCCGCCUUAACUCCUCAAGAAACGGCCACGUGUACGCAGUCCUUGUUCAGGUUAAUGACUAGCAGCGAUGCGUCUCAGUUUAGAGAGCUGGUCGCAAGAUUAGGUGACGGAAACGAUCUCCGGAGGAUGGUCUCGCUCCUGACGUCAAACAACGCUCCCUUCUUGCAGACCGCGAGAAACGAGAACGGCUCCAACCGCAUGCAAGACCUCCUCGGAAGAACAGACGACUUGGACAACUUCUUCUUGAUCGCUAUCUUGCGCCGCUUCUUCGACGUCAUGUGCGACGGUGACUCGUCCCGCCUCGCGUUACGAGGGAUGCGUGUUUUCAGCCAGGAGAAGAGAGCAGCGAUGUACGACCACCUUCUCUGCGACGCGGUUAACCUAGCGUGCGACGCGGACGGCUACGUCGUGCUGAACGAUAUCAUAGACGACUCGGACCCGCGCUCUUUCUACGGAGGGCGGCUCUUGUACGUAGUGGCGCGCAACGCUCACCAGUUAAGCGACCAUGCUUUUGGGAGCCGUGUGGUCCAACGCGUGCUUCAGCUCAAUGACUUGCGUUGCACGCGUAAUGUUGCGGAUAGCCUCAGGGGCCAUUGCGUUUACCUAUCGCUUACAAAGUAUGGAAGCUACGUCGUGGAGAUGCUUUUGGAUACGGAGGCGGUUAUGGUGGCGGAUGAGCUUUUGUCGGGGUGUAAUGGAGAGGAGUUAGCGUUGCUGGCGAGGAAUGAGUUUGGGAGUUUCGUGGUGUUGAAGGCACUGAGAGUGACGCGGGGGAUGUAUAGGAGGGAUCUUUUUGGGGUUUUGGUGGAUAAGCUCAUGCCCUUUGUUCAUCACUUGGGUGGGUUUCAUGGACGCGUUCGAGCAUUCUUGGACAGGCUUUAGCCUUUACAAUUAGUUUUUUGUUUCAAAAGAUUGCUAUGAUACAUAUAUACUGAAAGUUGUCAGAUUCUAUGGUUUCUUAAUGAACUCUUGUAAUAAGAUUUGUUACUAAUAAUGGUUUAAGCGAUCCACAUUCGAUUCAAUACAACACAAAGUAUAAGUGUAAAUGGAUUAGUAGCAUUGCCUGAUGACCAUGAUCAUGAGGAUGAACCAAAAAACUUGUUUGUGGAUUCAGUCAUUCACAAAUGUAUGAGAAGAACAAAAAGAAGAGAGGAAACAAAUCAUUUCAAACAUAAGUAUUUCCAUUAAUUUUUUUCAUGGUUUCAACAGCUGCACGCGUCAUCUUGUUAUUCAAUAACCCAAUUUAUCCUCAAUACUCACAUUACAAUUUUAUUUUAUUUUUUAAAAUAAUAAUCAAUAGCUAGUAGAGGCGUUAUUUAACAAAAACUUAGUAGUGGUGCAUGCAUGUCUUCUAACGUGAAUUAUAAAGGGAGAGGAAGAUGAGUGAAAUUUUUCAAAGUAGUAACAAUAUAACCAACCUAACAUUAAAAAAAUCGAAAUCAAAGUGAUAAGAUUAGAUUCUAUGAAACGGAAAAGAAUACUCCAGCAACGUCACCAUGUAUAUGUAUUUAAUUACGUUCGUAUAAAUAGGCAUCAUCAUUCAUCACUCGACAUAUCUCCAACACUUUCUCAUUCUCUCCAAUCACACAACCAAAGCCCUUUCUUUAUCGAUCCUUCCAAGACAAAGAGCAAAGAGUUAACGUAUAUAAUGGCAAACGGUGGCGAUCUCCGUCCUGCCGCCGCAGGAGCAUCAAUCGAACGAGCGUCUCCGGUGGUCCCUCCACCUUCACGUGAAAUCCCCACCGCCAAUAUCCCUCCUGCAAGAUUCACCGCACCAAACAGAGUCAAUCUUACUGAAGAUAAUCAGUCUUUACUCAACUCAAUUCGCUCCUCCGCCGCCUUGACUCCUCAAGAAAGGAACACGUUGUUCAACUUAAUGACUAGCAGCGAAGAAAACGGUGCGGCUCAGUUUAGAGAGGUGGUCUCAAGAAGCGAUCUUCGGAGGAUGGCCUUGUUUCUGACGUCAGAUCUCGAUCGUUUCUUGGAGAUGGCAAGAAACAAGAACGGCUCCAACCGCAUACAGGAGCUACUCGGAAGAACAGACGACUUGGACACCUACUUCUUUAACGCUAUCUUGAGCCGCUUCGACCACAUCAUGACCGACUAUGAGGCGUCCCGCGUUGCGAUGCAAGGGAUGCGAGUUUUCAGCGAGGAGAAGAAGACAGAAAUGUGCAGCUACGUUCGCCACCACGCGAUUCCCCUGGCGUGUGACCGAAGCGGCUACGCCGUGCUGAAAGAAAUCAUAAACGUCUGGUCCAGCUUGGGCCAUUUUUUCUACAGAGACCAGCUCUUGGACAUAGUCGCGCGGAACGCUCUCUACUUAAGCUACGAUGCUCAUGGGAACUACGUGGUCCAACACGUGCUUCGACUGAAUGACUUGCGUUGCACGCAUAACGUUGCAGUUAGCCUCAGGGGGAGUUGCUUUGGCCUCUCGUUUACGAAGUUUGGAAGCUUUGUCGUGCAGAAGCUUUUGGAUACAGAGGAGGAGGCGGUUAUGGUUGUGAGAGAGUUGGUGCGGUGUGAUGAAGAGAGAUUGGUGAGGCUGGCGAGGAGUGAUUACGGGAAUUACGUGUUGGUGAAGGCACUGAGAGUGAUGCAGGAGAGUAAUAGGAUCGAUUUGUUUUGGGAUUUGGCGAAUAAGCUCAGGCCCUACGUUCAUCUCUUGCGUGGACGCAACGUUGGUGCAUUCUUGUACUGGCUUCGUUAGAUUUGUCACAAUGCCUGCAGGUUCUAUUGCUACGAUAUAUGCUGAAAGUUAUUAGAUUCUCUGUGGUUUGCUUAAUGAACUCUUGUAAUGAGAUUUGUCACUAAUGAUGGUAAGCGAGCCACAUUUGAUUCAACACAAAGUGAGUGUAAAUGAUAAAAUGGAUUGUUACCAUUGCCUUAUCACCAUGAUCAUGAGGAUGGAUUCAUUCACAAUGUAUGGGAAGAACAAAAAAAGAGAGGAAUUAAUCCAUUUCAAACAUAUUGAGACUGGACCAACAUAAGUAAAACCUGCAGGUUUGACAAAUUUAGUUAUCUUGACAAUUUUAAAAUUUGAACUAAUAUAUAGAUUACUGUUACUUUUAAUUAACAAAUCUUAAUUGUAGUUAGUAUGGUGAAUGAGAUUACGUAUGACGGUAUGAGCCCUUACAUGCUUAUACUGCUGGAUUUUGUUUUAUAUUUUUCAAGUUCUACAGCAUUUUAAUUAAAAUUAUUUACAGUGCAAUGUUGAAAAUUUUAUUUCCAAAAAUGAAUCUAUGAAUAAUAAGAGAAUUUCUACCAAUAGUAAAGAAAACAAAAAGAAAUUCGCUAUAUGAUUUUAUCACUCGCUACAUGAUGAGGUAAUUGGAGUUGAAGAACAAAAACAAUUUCGAAGGAUAAUUUGAGUAGCCUGUCAUUAACAUUAAAAGUCCAAAGAUAUAUUCAGUGACAAUAUUUGGGAAGAAAGAACAAAUGAAAAUUCUUUCAAAUUAUGGAAUGGUAUACCAAACUUGCUACUUUUGAAAGCAAUUAAAUCUUUAGAAAGACUGAAUUUUAUAAAAAAUACAAAUAAUAAAGGGGAAAAAUGGGUGAGUGAUUUGAAAAAAAAAGGGUAUAUGUUAGCCUACCAGAUCUCUUAAAGUUACUAUGUAGUCUUUUUUAAGCCGACAAUUCUACCUACCGCAUAUGAAGAAUCACUUUUGAAUCCAUCGCCUGAAUUUUUUUUUCUUUUAAUUCGUAUAAUUCCGCAUUUUCCGGAAAUUGAAACUUAAACUUCCUGAUAUAGAAGUAUUAAUGAAUUUUUGGUCAAACCACUGGACCAAAAAGACUUCCACGUAUUACUAUGUAGUCAUGACCAUAUAUAUAUAUAUAUAUAUAUAUAUAUAUAUAUCCUUACUACUGUAGUUUCAAACAAAUCACUAAUCUUCUCCUUGUUAUUAUAGUUACUUUUCAUUUAGUAAAUAAUUAGAUAUGAAUGAGUUUGAUUGUUUUUAGUUUCAAAUAUGUUAAGUUAUAUUUGAGAUUUCUUAAUAAUAAUAAUAUUAUUACUUAAUAAUAAUAUUAUAAUUAUGUUAAAAGAAUAUUAUAGUUUAUUCUUGUAAUUAUUUCCAUUUAUUUUUCAUGGUUUCAACAGUUUCACACAUCAUCUUGUUAUCCAAUGAUCCAAUUUAUUCUCAACACACUUAUAACUUAUUACACAUUUAUUUUUUAUUUUAUUUUUUAUAAUAAUCAAUCUAGUAGACGAGUUAAUUAACAAAAACUCAGUAGUGGUGCAUGCAUGUCUCGUAACGUGAAUUAUAAAGGUGGAGGGAGAUGAGUGAAGUUUUUCAAAGUGAUAACAAUAUAACCCAACAUUAAAAAACGAAGUCAUAAUAAUGAUAAAAUCAGAUUCUAUUAAAAACGUCGCCAUGUAUAUGCAUUUACGUUCAUAUAAAUAGGCAUUAUCUCAACACUUUCUCAUUCUCUACAAUCACACAACCAAAACUCUUUAUCCUUCCAAGACACACCGAUUAAAGAAUUAACGUAUAUAAUGGCAAACGGCGGCGAUCUUACCGCCACAGGAGCAUCCAUCAAACAAGAGCCUCCGGUGGUUCCUCCUCCUCGUCGACGUGAAAUCCCCACCGCCAAUAUCCCUCCUCCAAGAUUCGCCGCACCAAAUAGAGUCAAUCUUACUGAAGAGAAUCAAUCUUUACUCAACUCAUUUCGCUCCUCCGCCGCCAUGACUCCUCAAGAAACAGACGCGUGCAUGCAGUCCUUGUUCAACGUAAUCACUAGCAACGAAGAAGACGGUGCGGCUCAGUUUAGAGAAGUGAUCUCAAGAUUAGACGAGGGAAACGAUCUUCGGAAGAUGGCCUCGUUGCUGACGUCAGAUCUCAAUCGUUUCUUGGAGAUGGCAAUAGACGAUAACGGCUCGAACCGCAUACAAGAGCUACUCGGAAUAAGAGACGACGUGGACACCUUCUUCUACAACGCUAUCUUGAGCCGCUUCAACCACAUCAUGACCGACUAUGAGGCGUCCCGCGUUGCGAUGCAAGGGAUGCGAGUUUUCAGCGAGGAGAAGAAGACAGGAAUGUGCAACUACGUUCGCCACCACGCGGUUCACCUGGCGUGUGACCGAUGCGGCUACGCCGUGCUGAAACAAAUCAUAAACGUCUGGUCCAGCUUGGGCCAUUUUUUCUACAGAGACCAGCUCUUGUACGUAGUCGCGCAGAACGCUCUAGACUUGAGCUACCAUGCUCGUGGGAACUACGUGGUCCAACACGUGCUUCAGCUGAAUGACUUGCGUUGCACGCGUAACGUUGCAGUUAGCCUUAGUGGCCAUUACUUUGGCCUCUCAUUUACGAAGUUUGGAAGCUACGUCGUGGAGAAGCUUUUGGAUACGGAGGAGGCGGCGGUUAUGGUGGUGGAAGAGUUUCUCCGGUGUGAAGGAGAGAGUUUGGUGGGGCUUGCGACGAGUGCUUACGGGAACUUCGUGGUGGUGAAGGCACUGAGGGUGAUGCGGGAGAGGAAUAGGAGGGAUCAGUUUUGGGGUUUGGUGAAUAAGCUCAGGCCCCACGUUCAUCUCUUGCGUGGACGCAAGGUUGGUGCAUUCUUGUACUGGCUUCGUUAGAUUUGUCUCAAUGGCCUGCAGGUUCUAUUGCUUACAUUAUAUGCUUAAAGUUGUUAGAUUCUCUGUGGUCUGCUUAAUGAACUUUUGUAAUGAGAUUUGUCACUAAUGAUGGUCAGCCAUCUAUAUUCGAUUCAACAUAACAAAAAUAGAGCCAAUCCAUUUCAAACAUAAGGGGGAAAAGAUUGGAAUCAAACCAUUUCAAACUUAACACUGUUUCGAGAGUUGUGAAAAGACAAAAGAUGAAAGGAAACGAGAGAUCAACAAGAAGUAAGUAGGAUUCUCUCUUUUAUGUUUAUUAGAAUAAUAAAGUCUGAAAGCACUCUCA
Messenger RNA from Brassica rapa (field mustard), 6917 nucleotides. Its product is annotated as putative pumilio homolog 19. Gene Ontology annotation, cellular component: cytoplasm. The record is from RefSeq and is a predicted model, not a curated record. Gene Ontology annotation, molecular function: mRNA binding. NCBI's taxonomy places the organism in Eukaryota, Viridiplantae, Streptophyta, Magnoliopsida, Brassicales, Brassicaceae. Gene Ontology annotation, biological process: post-transcriptional regulation of gene expression.